Molecule: messenger RNA, 2244 nt
Organism: Helicoverpa zea (corn earworm)
Lineage: Eukaryota; Metazoa; Arthropoda; Insecta; Lepidoptera; Noctuidae
Product: proton channel OtopLc-like
Exons: 10
Coding region: 295-2184 (629 amino acids)
Biological process (GO): proton transmembrane transport
Cellular component (GO): membrane
Molecular function (GO): proton channel activity
Source: RefSeq, a predicted model, not a curated record
AUCGGAAAAUUCUUGACAAACAAAAAGUCUAACAUUGAAAAUAGCAUAAAUAGAUAUGUAUUCCACAAAAUAAUGAAGUAGACCGAAUUCAUGCGUACAAGUUCAACCCUGUCACAGUAGGAAACUAAUUACUAACACACGCUUGCGACAUGUCGCUGCGUUUUGUAUCAUCCUGAGCAGUUCGUGAUUUGCUCUGCGACGCACAACAUCUACAAUAGACAAAAACCGUGAAAUAUUCAAUUUUAAACGUGAAUUAUACUUCAAAGCCGUUUUAAAGGAGGUUAAAAGGAUUUGAUGACGAAAAAUAGAGAGAAAUCUAAUCAAAAUGCAUCGAGGGACUGGCGACGGAGGUCUGAGCCUCUCAUCGCUGUGCCUGAAGAUGAAAGAGAGCACCCACCGCACUCCCUUCCUCGCCUGAGCGUCGUGAUGCCAGCCAGCUCCAACUCCAGCAUGGAGCGCAUUCCCAAACCCGCGCGGAGGAAACCGCUCUCACACGGCGAUGAAUCGAUGACCGUGGUCCUGUCAGCAUUUUAUGCUAAAUUAUUAAUAGUAUUAGGAAUAGCGUUGCCUGUAACGAGCACCAUACAAAAUGAAGUUUAUACUAAUGUUACAUCUGAUCUAUUCACAAUGUAUUUAUACAUAGUCAGUAUGCUCUUCUUGGGAUACACUUUUUAUCAUCUUCGAAUAGCAAAAAGAGAGAAAGAUGAAAACGUAAAGCGCACCCGCUACGGCAGUUUCUACCUUCACAUGGGGGUGGCAGGGUUCGGAGUAGGAUCCAUCAUCUACUCUUGCCUCCAGUUCGCUGGCUACUUCGAUCUGUCAGGGGAUUGUCAGCUCGCCAUCGUGGCCAUAAAGCCAGCUCUGAGGAUACUGUACUUGGUUGCACAAACCGUCUUCAUAUUUUCUUAUACUGAUAUAUUGGAUCCCAUGCGAGGGGUGGUGCUCGAUAGAUUCGGGCUCAUGCAUCUAAUAGCAACAAACAUAUGUGAGUGGCUUAACGUCGUCGUUCAAGAGACAAGAGAUGAUAUCAUCGCAAUGGCCUACGAUCGUCCAGCAUUUAUCAGAUAUGCCAACGUCACUGGUCCACCGAAAAUAAUCAUAACAAAUCAUGUGGACAAUGCAACUUAUUUAUCAGAACAAAAGCCAUCCACUAGCACCGAAGACAGUUUUUCAAAUUUGACAUUAAGCGUUUUCAACUUUACAACGAAGAAUAUCAACUGGACCUGCAAUGUGUCCGACAUGAUCACUCCUCUCAUUAGGAGCGUGAACCCUUAUUUAAGGCCUUGUGGUGUUGAAUACAGCCUUUUGUGCUCGAUCAUUAUUUUCGUAAUCUGGAACGAUAUCUGUACAGUUCCAGGAUCGAAACCGAUGAAGGAAGUUGCGUCUAUGGUGACUGCUAAAGACCGGCAGUGCUGUGCCCGAGCCAAGUCAAAUAACCAUUUCUCUGUAGAUUGUGGAAGUGCACAUAAGGGCCUGUUUAUGGGUGUCGCAGUCCUGGCUGGAACUAUUGUCAGCCUGAUGCUCUUCAAUGGAUUGUUUCAAAAACAAGAACAUAUGAGCUUAGCUUUAUUUCAGAUAAACGUUUGGGAAUCAAUAUUGUUCUUCAUAAUGACAUUAGGAUCGGGAGCCUGCAUUCAAAGAAUGAGGACAUUGCCACUCAAGCGUGCAGUGUCAACAUUGCCUUUAGAACACUCACUGCUGCUGGUUACUCAAUGUGGAGUAUACCUAUAUUACUUAUUUCAAAUAAUUGGAGCUGGCUUCUUAAUACAUCAAUACCCUGGAGAAUCACAAGCAACCAGGAUCAUAACGCCCCUAUGUGCUGUUAUUCAAAGUUCAUGCCAAACGCUGCUAGUGCUGGACUCUUGGUACAGACGUUGUGCAGGCACGGGCCGACAACGACCGGGUCGGCAACUAGUUACAUUCCUUCUAGUGGGGAACUUCGCUCUGUGGCUUAUCAACAGAGUUAAAAAUUCAAGAGCAGAAUUUCAUCCCUUACAGAUGGAAUUCUAUGGAGUUUGGGCAUGGACUCUGAUAACACACGUGUCAGUACCGAUCCUUGUGUGCUACCGAUUUCAAGCAACCGUGUGUUUCUAUGAAAUCUGGAAAAACUCUUACAAACGAACGAGAGAAGCCAACAAUAUUGAUCCAGAUGAGUUAGAAUUAAAAAACCAUCACAGUGCUUAAUGUUAGAAUUAUACUUUACAAAGAAAAAAUGACUGAAAUAUAUAAAACGAAGUUUUUGUA